AUGGAGAACGUGGAAUCUACGCCAUGCGAUGCGGCCAUCGAGGUCACCACUCCAGAGGGAGGGAGCAUAGGAGGCGUUCUUUCCGGCACGCUGUCUCUGUUCCGCCCGCCAGAGUCCGGGACGUUCAUUGAGGGCGAACGGUGGGAGAAGCUGAUCCUGGCCAGGACUCAGAGCAUCCGGGGGUGGAAGAACUCCUCCAGUGUCAUCAAGACGAUCCGGGGCGUUGACUUGUGGCAGAAUCGGUUGACGGGGACGGAGCACCUCACACAACUGGCACUCAUCCUGGACGGCGCAGAUGUCAACGAUCAAGGUGGAUGGUACGGCAACGCCUUGCAGGCUGCCUGUGCAGAAGGUCACGAAAGCAUAGUUCAAAUGUUGCUAGACGACGGUGCCAGAGUCAACGCGGCCGGCGGACACUACAACACCGCACUCCAAGCUGCAUGCGCCGAAGGACAUGGACUCUUGGCACGUAAAGUCCUCGACAAAGGAGCUGACAUCGACACAACUGGCGGGCAUUACGGAAGCGCCCUUCAAGCCGCUUCACUCACAGGACGUCGGGAAAUCGUACAACUUCUGCUGGACAAAAACGCCAAUACGAAUGCCGGGGGCGGUUCCUAUGGCAAUCCCCUCGCAGCUGCAUCAUUUGGAGGAUACGCAGGGAUUGUCGAAACGCUGUUGAAGGCGGGAGCCGAGAUCAAUGUGAGAAGUGGUUCUCGCAGCGCUCUCCAAAUAGCGUGUUGGGAAGGGUAUGGAGAUAUUGCGAAGAUUCUCCUUGAAAAGGGGGCAGACAUCAACGCCCACCACGAGUUUUAUGGUGGUCCUCUUCAAGCAGCUUCUUAUAGAGGUAGCAUCGAGAUAGUACGGAUGUUGCUUGACGAAGGAGCCGACGUACAUUCGGCAGCUGGGUGGUUUGGCAACGCCGUGCACGCUGCCAUGGCGGGCUUCCACGCAGAGAUUGGACAUAUCCUGCUCACCCAUGCUAUACGAAAUUGA
Molecule: messenger RNA, 993 nt
Organism: Colletotrichum orchidophilum
Lineage: Eukaryota; Fungi; Ascomycota; Sordariomycetes; Glomerellales; Glomerellaceae
Product: ankyrin repeat and protein kinase domain-containing protein
Exons: 3
Coding region: 1-993 (330 amino acids)
Molecular function (GO): protein binding
Source: RefSeq, a predicted model, not a curated record